AUGGCGGCCUGUAUCUUCUGCAAAAUUGUGAAAGGUCUCCUAUUCGAGUCCGACAAGAUCCUAGCCUUCCUCGACAUCCAGCCUUUGAGCAAAGGCCACGCGCUUGUCAUCCCUAAGCACCACGGCGAGAAGCUCGUCGACAUCCCCGACGAUGUACUGGCCGAGAUCCUACCGGUUGUCAAGAAACUAGCGACGGCCAGUGGAGCCGAGAACUACAAUGUCCUUCAGAACAACGGACGACUCGCGCAUCAAGAGGUCGGCCACGUCCAUUUCCACAUGAUCCCCAAACCAAACGAGACCGAGGGUCUCGAGAUCGGGUGGCCGGCGGGCCCAACCGACAUGGAGGCACUGAAAAAGCUGCACGCCGACCUGAAGGCGAAGAUGUAG
Capronia coronata CBS 617.96 is the source of this 387-nucleotide messenger RNA. RefSeq names its product bis(5'-nucleosidyl)-tetraphosphatase. The transcript is spliced from 3 exons. The record is from RefSeq and is a predicted model, not a curated record. The coding region runs from base 1 to 387 and encodes 128 amino acids. Lineage: Eukaryota; Fungi; Ascomycota; Eurotiomycetes; Chaetothyriales; Herpotrichiellaceae. Gene Ontology annotation, molecular function: catalytic activity. Gene Ontology annotation, biological process: nucleotide metabolic process.